This is a messenger RNA of Mangifera indica (mango), 1661 nucleotides long. Its product is annotated as formamidopyrimidine-DNA glycosylase. Gene Ontology annotation, biological process: base-excision repair. The transcript is spliced from 10 exons. Gene Ontology annotation, cellular component: nucleus. Bases 122 to 1324 code for a protein of 400 amino acids. Gene Ontology annotation, molecular function: oxidized purine nucleobase lesion DNA N-glycosylase activity; damaged DNA binding; zinc ion binding. The record is from RefSeq and is a predicted model, not a curated record. NCBI's taxonomy places the organism in Eukaryota, Viridiplantae, Streptophyta, Magnoliopsida, Sapindales, Anacardiaceae.
AAAUAAUAAAGAAAAUAGAAAAAAUUAAUAUUCAAGACUCUAGUCUCUUCUCUCCUCACUCACACCUCCGUCCUCACUAUCAAAAAGAGCGCGCAACUCAACGGCCUAAAACCUAUUGAGAAUGCCGGAGCUACCAGAGGUGGAGGCGGCCAGACGGGCCAUAGAAGAGAACUGUUUGGGUAAGAAGAUAGUGAAGUCGAUUAUAGCCGAUGAUAACAAAGUGAUUGAUGGUGUCUCUGCGUCGGAGUUCGAGGCCGCGCUUUUGGGCAAGACCAUUUUGUCUGCUCAUAGAAAGGGCAAAAACAUGUGGCUUAGUCUCGAUUCCCCUCCCUUUCCUUCUUUCCAGUUCGGGAUGGCGGGAGCUGUUUACAUUAAGGGGGUUGCUGUUACAAAAUAUAAGAGGUCUGCUGUAAAGGACACUGAUGAAUGGCCUUCAAAAUAUUCAAAAUUCUUUGUUGAACUAGAUGAUGGUUUGGAGAUGUCUUUCACUGACAAGAGGAGAUUUGCUAAAGUCCGCCUACUCCAAGAUCCGGCUUCUGUACCCCCUAUAUCUGAUCUUGGUCCUGAUGCCCUAUUGGAGCCUUUGACAGUUGAUGAAUUUACUGAAUUGUUAAGCAAGAGGAAAAUUGCGAUUAAGGCUCUAUUACUUGAUCAGAGUUUUAUAUCAGGAAUUGGCAAUUGGGUUGCAGAUGAAGUUUUAUACCAAGCCAGAAUUCAUCCACUGCAAAUUUCUGCCAACUUGUCCAAAGAAAAUUGUGCAACCUUGCUCCAGUGCAUCAAAGAGGUAAUUGGAAAAGCAAUUGAAGUUGGGGCAGAUAGUAGUCAAUUUCCUAAUAAUUGGAUUUUUCAUUCUCGCGAAAAGAAGCCUGGCGAGGCAUUUGUUGAUGGUAAGAAAAUUGACUUUAUUACUGCUGGUGGUAGGACAACUGCUUAUGUACCAGAGUUGCAAAAGCUAAAUGGAGUCCAAGCUGCAAAAGCAGUGGUUAAACAAAGGAAGAAAACUUCUAAGAUAAAAGAUAGUGAGGAUGAUGAUGAAGAUAAAGCUGUUGACGCACCUGAAAGUGAUGAGGAGUUUACUGAAAAUCCCAAAUCAAAGAGAGGGCAGAAACCUGGGAUUAAAGGUAAAAAACAUUCAAAUAAAAGAAAAUCUAAAGAAAGUGAUGAUGACAAUGAGGACAAUGAUGUCGGUGAUGACAAUGCUGAUGAAUUGCAAGCAACAAAAUCAGGAAAGCCAAAGAAGAAUAACCAAGCUAAGGCUGUGAAGAUCUCCAAGGAAAAGGUUACUGGUAAAAAAAGUAUGAAUGUACCGAAGAAAGCAAAAUAGGUGCUGAGCUUUUUAGAAACUGCCAUGCUGCAAUGGCCCAUGUUACUAAGGACUGAAAGUGUGGAAGUAUCUUGUAAAUUAUCGUUAAUGGUGUGGCUCUUUUGUCAUGAUCCAAUUCCAGGCCAGUUUGAAUUCAUUGGCUAGUAUCUUGUAAAUUAUCGUUAAUGGUGUGGCUCUUUUGUCACGAUCCAAUUCCAGGUCAGUUCGGAUUCAUUGGCUAUCAUACCUGGUCAUGCCAAUGAGUUUUUGAAUGUAAGGUAAACUUGAACGACUCUGGAAAUCUUUGAAUGAACCUUGUCUCUGUAAAUUCUAUCUUUAUGGAAUUAUCUUGAUGCAA